UUUAUGAUGCAACCGCAUACAUUAAUUUUUCCACCUCAACAGAGGAGAAGCAAACUCAAUUUUCACUCAGUUACUGAGUCAUGGAGUCGCCGCAGUUUCCCAAAUAUCUUCUUUUCGUCAUCCUUUUUUCACUCUACAGUACUUCCAUCGCUCAAUAUGAAGAGGAAAGGGAUGCUCUAUAUGCUGUCAAGCACACUUUCAAUGAUCCAUUCUUAAAUGAUAACUGGAAUGGCCUUCAAUGCUAUGAAAACACCUCUUUUUGGUAUGGUAUUCAGUGCACAAAUGGCCGUGUCACUGCAAUAUUAUUGGAAAGUAAGGGAUUAUCGGGCAAAAUAAAUGCCGAUGCAUUUGUUUUGCUUUCUGAAUUGGUUACCCUUAGCUUCAAGAACAAUUCUUUGUCAGGGAACAUAAUGGAUUUCUCAUCCAAUCCCAAGUUGAAGGAUAUCGACCUGUCGAAAAACAUGUUUGAUGGGCCAAUUUCACGUUCACUUCUUAGUCUUAACUUGUUGGAAUCGUUGCAGCUUCAAGAUAAUCAUUUAACAGGUCCAAUCCUAGGAUUCGACCAAACCAGUUUAACAUCAUUCAAUGUUUCCAACAACAGUAUAACCGGUCCGAUUCCGGGAACUGACACACUGAGAUCGUUCAGCUCUGCUUCGUACUCCAGCAACGGCCCCUAUAUGUGUGAUGAUUCAUCGAAUUCCAGUAGCGGUUGUUAUUUUAGUGAAAACGAAACAGCGGGAGGAGGAGGCUCCAAAAAGGAACCUGUUUCCACUGUAUUUAUAGUUUUCGAUGUGCUUGGCUUACUCGCUGGGAUUUUGCUUCUAUUUCUUUACUGUAAAAAGUCCAGGCAGCUAAAGAAGCUGAUUCAAAAAUACCAGCUUGAAGAAAAAGAUGAAGACGAUUUAGAGAUGGAAAGGAUGAGUAAUUUUCAUUACAAUGAAAGCAAAGAUGAAAGCGUUAUUAUUUCUGCAGAAGUGAAUAAUAGAUCUGUUACAAAUGAAGAGAAGGGGAAACUUAUAUUCAUGGGGGACGAAGACCAAGCAGGUUUUGAUUUGAACGACCUGUUGAGAGCUUCUGCUGAAGGAUUGGGUAAAGGGCUUUUCGGCAAUAGUUAUAAAGCUACAUUGGAUGGCAGACCGUCUGUUGUGGUGAAACGCUUGAGGGAUUUAAAACCAUUGAGCUACGAUGAGUUCACGGAGGUGGUACGGAUAAUUACAAACCAAAAGCAUCCCAAUUUGCUUCCUUUGCUCGCUUACUUUUAUUCCAAUGAUGAGAAGCUGUUCCUUUACAGAUAUGCCAUGAAUGGAAACCUCUUCAACCGCCUUCAUGGAGGGAGAGGAACAAGAGACCGGAUUCCAUUGAGAUGGAACUCGAGAUUAGCCAUUGCUCGAGGGGUGGCUCGAGCAAUGGAAUAUCUUCACCUCAAUCCCAACUCCAAAUGUAUUGUUCCUCACGGGAACCUGAAACCGUCCAACAUUCUCCUCGACGGAAACGACAACGUUCUCAUCUCCGAUUACGGUCUGGCUUCACUCGUAGCCGUUCCCAUCGUAGCACAACGACUGGUGGCAUUCAAGUCACCGGAAUACCAGCACUCGAAACGCAUUUCAAUGAAAUCCGACGUGUGGAGUUACGGUUGCUUUCUUCUGGAACUACUAACAGGAAGACUAUCAGCUCACUCAGCACCACCAGGGAUCAAUGGGGUGGAUCUUUGCAGUUGGGUUCAUCGAGCUGUUAGAGAAGAAUGGACAGCUGAAAUAUUCGAUAUUGAGAUAUCGGUGCAACGAAGUGCGGCUCCCGGAAUGCUGAAGCUGCUGCAGAUUGCGAUACGUUGUUGCGAUAAGAUACCGGAGAAACGGCCGGAAAUGACGGAAAUUGUGAGGGAAAUAGAUAGCAUCAAAGCCGUUGAUUCAGACGAUUCGGAUGAAUUAUCUGCGGAUCAAUCGUUAACAGAUGAAUCUUUCUCGGCUAAUGCUUGACAGUACUUGUGGUUGGAGAUGGGAGAAGCUGGUAAGAUUUUGAAACUGUGGGGGCUUCAAAGUUUGCAAGAAUCUGUCGUUAUGAAUCAGAGAAUCCAAUCAUGGAAUCGGAAAAUCGAGCUUUCAAAGUCUCCUUUUUGGCAAUUUUCUAUGUUUGCAUGAGUUGUUGUAUCCUGUAAUAUUUAGGUUAAAUUCUAUUAUUGGUACUGUACUUUGCAAGAUAUAUGGAUUUUAUUCCUCUACUUUAA
Gossypium raimondii (Peruvian cotton) is the source of this 2224-nucleotide messenger RNA. RefSeq names its product probable inactive receptor kinase RLK902. Gene Ontology annotation, biological process: protein phosphorylation. Gene Ontology annotation, molecular function: protein binding; ATP binding; protein kinase activity. Lineage: Eukaryota; Viridiplantae; Streptophyta; Magnoliopsida; Malvales; Malvaceae. The record is from RefSeq and is a predicted model, not a curated record. The transcript is spliced from 2 exons. The coding region runs from base 81 to 1976 and encodes 631 amino acids.